AGAAAACGAGACUCCAACCGAACAGCCAUAGGAACCCCUUUGAAUGCCAAGCCCGUGCAGUUGGAAGCCCUGCCGACCACCACAGACGUUCGCUUUCGUUGUAGCGUUUGAUUAUUGUUGCCUGCUCGCAAGUCAACUUGUUUAGCUUCCGUCGCACAACCCAGCUUCGUCCGACUUACAUGCCGCAGUCCUCUGGUUUCCUUCCAGCCCUGUAGGUUAGUUAUUUUAUUCAUUCAUUUUUUUCCCAGCCUCUCGCGACUCCACGGAGGCUCGUUUCUGUACUUAUCACGCCAGCUCAAGCGGAGUAGAACGUACCCGAUUUCCACUUGUUAGAUACUGGAAAACUAGAAAGCCUGCUGACAUGGCCUGCAUGAGCUUCAUGGAUGCGCUUAGGGUCGCCGCUAAGACGAAAGAAGCUCCAUCGGAGUGGUUCGGCUCCAACGGCUGGCCAGCAGAAUGCAAGGAGCCGAUUCCAAUCCCGAAUCUCAAGAAGAGGAAGCAGUGCGAUUCCGAGCCACCUCGGCUCAAGCCAAGAACUCUCCCAGUCUCAUCUGGAGCACACACCGCCUCCACCUCCUCCACCAAGCUUCUCGUUCUCCCGGACCUGGCAACUCUCAUGCAUCGGUCCGAACCUCGUUCCGAGCCUCCGUUGAUCCGUUCCAUGACAUCAGCUGCGCCGUGUCGUCAGCCGUCGGAUGAGCCUCGUUUGGUCCGUGCUUGCACUACCGCCAGCCGUGGUAUGCGCCUGGAUUCCCAGAAUGCCACAACCUCCACUCCUCAGAAUCUCGCGCUUUCUUCACGACCGGCGUAUUCUUCUGAGUGUGUACGCGCUUCUGAGCAGCCGCCGACCUCUUCGCUUUUCGCGUCCAACGGAGCUGUCAACUUCGAUUUCCAUGAUGCUGCGUCGGAGUGGGUGAAAGCCGUCGCCUCAUCCUUACGAGGAGACUUCGUCGUCCCCGAGCCGCCGGCACAGAGACGGAAUCAUCCGACGGAAUCCGUCCCAGAAUCCGUCUCCGACAAACCUGCCCAGGGGGAGCGGAGCAAGUUGCAGCAGCAGCUGGAUUUCCGCAUCCAGAUGCAGCAGAAGGAGGAUGCGAGGCACGAGAAGAAGCUCAGCCUCUCCGAAAUUCUUCAGUGGGAGGCGGAGAUGGUUUCGUCGGUUUGUCCUAAAGCCCGUCCCGCUCCUCCCACUGUUAAGAUUCCGGUCUUUGGUUUCUCGGAGCCUCUGGAGUCGAAGCCUGCAGUGCUGGCUCAAACUGCUGACGUGGAAGCCGAGAAAUUGGAUGAUAAGAUAUUUAUCGAUGAGCUACUGAUGGAGUUUGGCGUGGACGAGGAGGAAGCGACUCAGCAGCAGCAGCAGCAGCAGCCACAGGCACAAGCCGAGGAGAAGCAGCAGCAACAACAGCAGGAGCAGCAGCGCCUGCACCACGAGCCGCAGCAGCAGCAGCAGCAGCAGCAGCAGCAGCAGCAGCAGCAGAUGGAAGUGCAACAGCAGCAGCAAGCUCCGCCAUCAAUCCCGAAGCGUCCUGCUGCUCCGCCUCUCGUCGACGUCGCGAACGUCGCCGCUACCGCUCCGUCAAUGUUCGCCGACAUGUACUCAAUGUCCACUCCAGCCGCUGCUCCGUGCCCCACGCCCACCGGCUGGGGCUCCAACGCGUGGGAGCCUGCUGUUCCGCCGACCCCCUCAGGCAUCCCCCCCACGCCCUCUGCUCCGGCUGGCGGAUUCGCUUCGCUGUGGUCGGAGGCUUGGACUGACGGCUUUAAUGUGGACCUAUCGAGCCUCGCAGGGAACCCUGCGUUGUGGUGAUGGAUGGUGCGCGUUUCUUUCUGGUAACGGCUGGAUGAUUCUUUUCGUGGUGUUCCUCGCAUGUGAUGCGGAAAUCAUGAUGCUGCUUACUUCUACUACCGCGAAGGGCGACAGGGACGUGGAUUCGACUCGGAAUUUCUUAUUUCAGCCUGUCAUGCUGCCUGCCACUACUACCUUAUGAUUUCGGUGAGAAGCCAUUUCAUGGCCGCUCACAUGAAGGGCAUGGGCAGCCUUCAGGUUGCUAAGGCCACUCGAGGCCGGUGGCCCUGGAGACCCUUUUAAUGAUCUUUAGAGGCCGAAUAAGUGGGAAGUCGCUUUUUGUUCCCUGUGCGAGAUGCAUCACGAUUCAUGAAUAAGGUCUCAAUUUGGGCAUUAUGUUGUAAUUUAUUAAUUAUUCUUGGCACCAGUGACUGACCUCAUGUCACACUACUGCAGUUCUAUGUGUUGCAAAAUGCAAC
This is a messenger RNA of Closterium sp. NIES-67, 2265 nucleotides long. The record is from the annotation of a GenBank genome assembly. Lineage: Eukaryota; Viridiplantae; Streptophyta; Zygnematophyceae; Desmidiales; Closteriaceae.